AAGCCAGAUCUCGCGAUGCCUGGCCAGUCUCGCGACAACUGGGAGGAGCUUGCCGCUGCUCGGGCUACAGGACUCCUCAGGUGGUGGCGCUGGCAGUCGGGCUACGGAGGCCGGGUUACCAGAUUAAGGAAAAGUAUUUAAGAAGCUUAUGGCAUAAUAUGCAUCAAAGUAAUAUAAGAUCUGCAGGAAGUCCCUCAAGAUAGCUGGAAAAGAAGAAUUUCUAGACUCUUCAUCAAUAUCUUCAUUUGCCUAGUUAAAUCCAAGGCUCCUGUGGUAAAAUCAUGAAUAAAAAUACAUCUGCUGUGGAAUCAUCCAAUCUACUUGAAAAAGAUCCUGCCUUUCAGAUGAUUACAGUUACCAAGGAAACAGGCCUUGGUCUGAAGAUCCUAGGAGGAAUUAACCGGAAUGAAGGUCCCUUGGUAUAUAUUCAGGAAAUCAUUCCUGGAGGAGACUGUUAUAAGGAUGGACGUUUGAAGCCAGGAGAUCAACUUGUCUCAAUAAACAAGGAAUCUAUGAUUGGUGUAUCCUUUGAAGAAGCAAAAAGCAUAAUUACCAGAGCCAAGUUGAGGUCAGAAUCUGUUUGGGAGAUAACGUUCAUAAGACAAAAAUCUGAUGGCAGUCAUCCAGGAAAUCCAUCUUGUACAUCUCUUUUACAAGCUUCCGGAGAAUAUGGACCUCAAGUCUCAACAUUUAGCCUUCUUCCAUCUCCCCCUGAAACACUAAUUCCAAAGACCUCAUCUACUCCCCAAACUACAGAUACCAUUUUACCUUCUUUUAGGAUAAAUCAGAUGAAAACUGGAUACAAGAAAACAGAACAGACUCCAAUUACUUCUUCGGGAAACAGCCCUACGGAUAUGUCUAAUACAGAUAUUGCCCCUGCAUGGACUGAUAAUUAUGGACCACAAGGAAAGAAGAUUUCCCUAAAUCCUUCUGUUCGCCUCAAGGCAGAGAAACUGGAAAUGGCUCUAGAUUAUCUUGGAAUUCAGCCCACAAAGGAACAACAUCAAGCCCUGAGACAGCAAGUGCAAGUAGACCCAAAGGGAACAGUGUCUUUUGGAGAUUUUGUCCAGGUUGCCAGAAACUUGUUUUGCUUGCAGUUGGAUGAAGUGAAUGUCAGUGCACGUGAAAUUUCCAGCAUAUUAGAUUCACAGCUUCUUCCCUGUGAUUCCUUAGAGGCAGAUGAAAUAGAAAGGCUUAAGCGUGAAAGAAAUGAUGCCUUAGAGGAAGUGAAUAUGCUCAAGGAAAAGUUAUUUGAAUCAGAAAGGCAAAAGAAACAAUUGGCAGAAGAACUCCAGAAUGUGAAACAAGAAGCCAAAGCUGUGGUUGAAGAAACUAGAGCCCUGCGAAGUCGAAUCCACCUUGCCGAGGCUGCACAGCGCCAGGCACACGGGAUGGAAAUGGACUACGAAGAAGUGAUCCGUCUGUUAGAGGCCGAGGUCACAGAUCUAAAGGCUCAGCUUGCUGAUUAUUCGGACCAAAAUAAAGAAAGUGUUCAGGAGUUAAAAAAGAGAAUUACAGUACUCGACUGCCAAUUGCGAAAAUCAGAAAUGGCUCGAAAAACUUUUGAGGCAUCCACUGAAAAGCUUCUUCAUUUUGUAGAGACUAUUCAAGAAUUAUUUUCUGAUAAUACUUCUCCUUUAUCAAAUUUAAGUGAAAGAAGAGCCAUGUUAGCUUCUCAGACUUCUCUUACACCACUGGGAAGGAAUGGACGUAACAUCCCAGCAAUGCUAGCUCUUGAAUCUAAGGAACUCGUUAAAUCUGUUCGGGCCAUACUUGACAUGGAUUAUCUACCUUAUGGGUGGGAGGAAGCUUACACAGCAGAUGGAAUCAAGUACUUCAUCAACAAAAUGUAAUAAAGCAAACACAUAGUUUAUAAGAAAUGGAGAAAGGGACUUUUGGAAUAGAGGACCCAGGAAUACCAUGCACGGAUUACAUGAAUCAUGUCUCUUCUGGAAGGAGAGUUGUGCCCUGAUACACUGGGUUAACCUUGUUGACUUCCUGGAAUAUUUGAAUCAUGGUACUGUAGAGGUGGCAGGAAAAUGAAAAACCACAUUCACGUUUUCAUUGGGUUUUUCACUCAUAUUAACUUUGUAAUGAUAUAUUUAUUUUUUGAGAGAGAGAGAGAGCUUGUGAGCAAGGGGAGGGGCAAAGGGAAAGCAUCUCAAGCAGACUCUCCACUGAAUGCAGAGCCUCACACAGGGCUUGAUCUCAUGACCUCAGGUUCAUGACCAAAGCUGAAAUCUAGAGUUAGACCCUUAACCAACCAAGCCACCCAGGUACCCCGAAAAUGACCGUUUAUCGACCAAAACCUGAUAACCAGGCAAGUGUUAGGUAUAUAUUUCUGUGCAUUGUAUUAUUUAAUUCUCCCAGCAGUUCAGAAAAUGGACACCAGUUGGCUUUUAUCAGGAUGGUAUUAUGGUGGUGGGGGGUUGCAUCCUGCCUUCAGCCACGCCUAUCUCCUAGAAAGUCCCCAAAGGAAAUGCCUGAUCAAAGGAAGGCAAACAUAGCAUUCAAUUAUUUACCGGGGUUCUGGUUCAAAGGCCUUUAAAAAAAUGUAAGUAAAUGAAUCUGGACCCUGUGGGGACUCCUUAGCCCCAGCCAGCUCUCAGUAGUAUAUACGAACCCAAAGCCGAGUGUCAGCGCCUAACUAGUGCCACAUGAAGAAAGGAAAUCAAGGGCACAAUCACUGAUCACCAAAGACAAAGAGGGAGCAAGAGAUGGCCAGCCAAAUGGUGAGUGUUUCCCCUUGCCUGGUACCCAGCUGGCUUAAGCCAACUGUGUCUAGCAGACUAGAACAAUAGUCUUGGGCUGGGCUACUACCACAAGGAAGAAUAGCAUCCAAGGAGGGGAAAAAAGAGAAUAAAACAAGCCAUUUGCCCUGAGGUCUAACUCAAAGUCCUGUGGAAGGAACAGAAAGAGACACUUACAUUUAUGUAGUCUGCUCCAGCAUAGAAAAUACAUCCCGCAAACCUAAACCUAAAUAUAUUCCUUAAACCUGUCUUUUGGAAGCCCAUCAAUUCUCUUUCUAGACCUUAAUCUUGACUUACAAAGAAAGCAGGAAAGAGAUGAUAAGAUAGAUUUGUUUCCCAGAGGACAAUGGUAGAUAUCAUUGUGUCUUAUUGUGUCACCAUUACAGUUGGAGAAACUGUGGAAAAGAGGCUAACUUGGUCAAGGCCGUACAGUAGGAAAACACCAACACACACACACACACACACACACACACACACAGGCUUUACCACCUCCACCUCCUUAUUUUAAUGUCAUAUGUUUCCAUGUGACAAAAGAUUUUUUAAACAAAUCUUGGUUUAGGGAGAGCUCCAUACCUUAUUCAUUUUUUAAAUUAACAUCUAAUGUGUUGUUACAGGGCUACAGGUCUGUGAUUGAUCAGUCGUACACAAUUCACAGCACUCACCUUAGCACAUACCCUCCCCAAUGUCCAUCUCCCCACCACCCUCUCCCUCCUUACCCCCCCUUCACUCCAGCAACCCUCCAUUUGUUUCCUGAGAUUAAGAGUCUCUUAUGGUUUGUCUCCCUCUCUGGUUUCGUCUUGUUUCAUUUUUCCCUUCCUUCCCCUAUGAUCUGUAUCCUUAGGGUAAAUACCCAGUAGUGCAAUUGCUGGCUCGUAGGGCAGCUCUAUUUUCAACUUUUUGAGGAACUUCCAUACUGUUUUCCAGAGUCGCUGCACCAGCUUGCAUUCCCACCAACAGUGUAGGACGGUUCCCCUAUCUCUGCAUCCUCACCAACACCUGUCGUUUCCUGACUUGUUAAUUUUAGCCAUUCUGACUGGUGUGAGGUGGUAUCUCACCGUGGUUCCCUGAUGCACAGUGAUGUUGAGCACUUUUUCAUGUGUCUGUUGGCCAUUUGUCUUCUUUACCUUAUCCAUUUUUAAAUAGCAGAAUAGAAACUUGGUUCUAAGAAUACUUAGUUAUCUCCUGGAGAUUAGAAAGGCCAAAUAAUAAAGAUAAGAAAAGCUAAUACUCUACAGUGCUUCAUUUCCUUAGCCUCGUGGAGGAACGGGUAGCUUGCCUGAGUUAGUUUUUCUGCUAGAAGUUAGCCCCAUUCAAGCACCAGUGUUUAUUUUAGCCUCACUAUUCUUUUUUUUAAAAUUUUUUAUUUUUUUAUAAACAUAUAUUUUUAUCUCCAGGGGUACAGGUCUGUGAAUCACCAGGUUUACACACUUCACAGCACUCACCAAAGCACAUACCCUCCCCAAUGUCCAUAAUCUCACCCCCUUCUCCCAACCCCCCUCUCCCCAGCAACCCUCAGUUUGUUUUGUGAGAUUAAGAGUCACUUAUGGUUUGUCUCCCUCCCAAUUCCAUCUUGUUUCAUUGAUUCUUCUACCCACUUAAGCCCCCAUGUUGCAUCACCACUUCCUCAUAUCAGGGAGAUCAUAUGAUAGUUGUCUUUUUCUGCUUGACUUAUUUCGCUAAGCAUGAUACGCUCUAGUUCCAUCCAUGUUGUCGCAAAUGGCAAGAUUUCAUUUCUUUUGAUGGCUGCAUAGUAUUCCAUUGUGUAUAUAUACCAUGGAUCAAGAAGAUGUGGUAUAGCCUCACUAUUCUUGAUCAAAGUUUUACUUAAUAAGAUACUAACCUGCCUUCCUACAAUGAGGCCAUUGAACAAAAUCUUUAGUGAGUUCUGCAGGGGAAGGUAAACUAUAUAAACCAGAACGAGACCCAGUUAUCUUUCUCCUGCGGCUCUCAGUGUGCCUGGCCAGCGCCUUAUCCUCAUUCUCCUUUUUUAUCUUUUACUCACCUCACCCUCUUCCCCAGGCGUUUCCCAUCUGAGGAGGCCAGGACGCCAGACCAUCAAACUCACAUGAAUCAUGAAUCGCUUGUGAAUAGGUGUGGGCCUGCAGGGGUUUGUGAGUCAAGGUCAGGAGUUCUAGUGCAGGUAGAGCUGAUUAUAGGAAAGCCAUCUGAUACAGGGGAAAGAAGAGCCUGAGCUUUGGAUUUGGAGGAACUUGGGUCCAAAUGCUGGUGUCUCCACAGGAUAGCUGAACGACCUUAGGCAUGUUUACUUAAGCUCUCUGAGCUUUAAUUUUCCAUAUUUGCAGAGUGGAGAGAAUAUUAGCACUUCGUAGGGUUCUUGUCCAGAAUGGAUGAGCUUAUGUAUGUGAAAAGCCUAUCAUAGCACCUGAGCCAAAGUACACACUUCAGCUAAGUUCAGCCCGCCCCACACCCUCCUGUCACUCCUAACAUUCUGAUGGGGGUUACUUCCUGCUCCUAGCUGCUGGGUUCAGAUAGAUGAUGUUGCCACGUCCGUAAUGGCUGCAUACACAGAUAUCCAUUGUAUGUCCUUCAUGUAGCUUUUUUGUCUUAUUUUUUCAUCUUCAUCCUCCCAUUUACUCCAGCUGAAAUUUUGAGCCUGGAUGGCCUUAGAUUUUGAGGUAGGAGUAGUUCAUUUACCAGGUAGAUAUACUUUGGAGGCAGGAAAUAGCAAGUAAUGAACUCGGGUCAUUGCCUCUCUCACGUUUACUUAAAAAGAACGAGUUGAAAUUGCCCUUCCAGGACACUGGAGGAGAUAAUGGUCUGUAUACAUAUAAUCUCUUCCCUGAAAACUGACACCUGUCACUGUCUUCCCGGAAAUUGAAUUGUUCCAUCUGAUGGAAGGCAAGCCUCAGGCAAAGGAAUAACUGUCAGUGCUGUCCCAAGACUGCCCAGACAAAUAUAGUCCUCAUUGAAUAUUCCUGCACAUGUCCAUUGCACACCCAAUAAUACUUUGUAGUCAUCUACUUAAGUUCUCAUGCAAGAGAAGAAAGCAUUUUUCCUGGUAUAAACAAAUUUAAUGAAAAUGUUGGCAUUGCUAGAGCCAGCAUUUCACAGAACUAAAAAACAUGUGUCUGUAUAUAUGUAUGUGUGUGUAUAUAUAUGCAUAUAGGCAUAGAUAUGCAUAUUGCCUCACUUUUGUGUGUACAUAUAAAUACACACACACACACACACACACACAUACCAGUGCAUUCAAGGGAAGACUUCCAUAUUUUCUCUUUAGAGAUUUGCAGCAUUCUUAAAUUUAGCAACAAAUGUCAGUUACAUGAUGGUGCUAUGAUGAAAUUAUCUGAUUUACUUAACCAUUUUCCUACCCAGUUUCUUCCCUUUGAAAAUGGUAUACUAUUAAUAGAUUUACAGUAGUCCUUUGGUAUGAUUCCACUUUAAAAUGUGUUAUAAAAUUUAACAAAAUUACUAUGAGAGUUAUGUUUAGCAGUAAAACCUAACUUUAAUUCUUACAAAUCAGACAUUACUGCUACAUUGCUUUCAUUGUGUUCUUUUCUUUUGCUCUUGAAAAAUUCAGAUUCACUGUGAUUGAUGAUCAUAAUCAUGUGAAUUCUAUUGCUGCAUGAUAAAUUUCUCCCAAAUUUUGCAGCUUAAAACAGUAAACAUUUUCUCACCCAGUUUCAGAGGGUCAGGAAUCCAGGUGUGGUUUUACUGGGUCAUUCUGACUCUUUCUCUCUGGGUUUCUCAUGAAGGUGUGAUCAAGCUAUUAGCCAAGGCUAGGGAUUAAAGAGUGCCUUAGUGGGGCUGGUGUAUUUAUUCCAAGCUCACACAUCUGGCUGUUGGCAGGAGGCUUCAGUUCCUCACCAAAACAUGGGCCUUUCUUCAUAGAGCCACACACAACAAGACAGCAGGAUUCCCCCAAAACAAGAGAGAAGAGAAAGAGUAAGAGCAAGAGAAAUAGGAAGACAAAAGCUACAAUGUCUAUAUAACCAAUCCUAAAAGUGAGUGGUAUACCAUCACUCCUGCCAUACGGAAUUGGUCACACAGACCAACCCUCGUACAGUAUAGAGAGUAAGAUUGCCAAAAGGUGAGCAUCAUUGGGACCUGUCUUAAAGGAUGCCUACCACAGUGCUAUUUCACAAUAUAUGUAAAUACACACACACACACACAGUUUGUAUAUAUUGUAUAUAAACAUAUAUGUUUAUAUAUGUGUAUGUUUUAUAUGUGUGUGUGUGUGUGUGUGUUUAUAUAACCUAUACAUCUGUAACACAGAUAUGGCACUACUAGACACUAGCUUCAAACAUGGAAUGAUGCUAUGUAUAGUGAUUAGUGAGUUUUCCAGUAGGUAUAAUCAUUUGGGUUUUGUUUUUUGUUUUUUGUUUUUUUCAAGAUUUUGUUCAUUUAUUUGACACAGAGAGAGAGAUCACAAGUAGGCAGAGAGGCAGGCGGAGAGAGAGGGAAGGAGGUUCCCCGCUGAGCAGAGAGCCCAACGCAGGGCUCAAUCCCAGGACCCUGAGAUCAGGACCUGAGCCAAAGGCAGAGGCCCAACCCCACUGAGCCACCCAGGCACCCCCUAAUCAUAUGUUUUUAAAAGUUACUUAAACUUAUAAUUCUCCAUGUGUCUAUUUGUGUUGAUAUGGCUUCAGUGUGAGAUCUCUCCUCGUCUUAUAAAAACUUUGUCCAUUACAUAGGAAGAAGUAUACUUAGAACAUUCAAAUGUCUAUCAGUAGAACCUAGGAAGUCUGUAAUUUCUGAAUGAAACAAGUUUCGGUCUAGAGCAGGGAAGGCAAAUAGAUUUCAACUCACUGUCUCAAACGUGGUUUUGUGAAGAAUUCUAAGCUGUGUUCAUCCUCGGUGAUGUCUUGUCAGUAGGGUCUGCUGUGGGUGUAGCGGGGAGAGGUGUAGGGGACACAUGCCUCAUCUUUGCAUCUUUGGUCUUCUAGAGCAUUUUGCUAAUGCAGAAACUCUGCCAAGGUGAGCAGUAAUAAUACAGAGGGUAGGUUGAAAUAAUGAAAUAAAUGAUGAUAAGCCACCCAAAGAAGUUCUUAUAAGAUAGUAUUUAAAAGCUUUGCUUUAAUGACUCUAAAAGAUAAAUGAUUUCUGGAAGGUAUGGCUGUCUUCAUUUCUCUCCAGUCAGAGAAAUUAAUGACCCUAGAUGAUUGUCUUCAUUGACUUGAGGUAGGACAUCCUAUUAGGUUGUUCCCAGGGAGGAAAGAAUGUGGAUCCUAGCCUAUAUUUGAAUCAGACUUUGCCAUUGUCAGCUUACUGUAUUAAUUAAAGGCUUAAGUUACAUUGUGUCCUCUUAUUUAUAAAUUAUAUAGAGAACACAGAAGAGAAAAAAUUGGAGGUUAUGUUUUCUUACCCCCUAACUUUAUUUUACAAGUAUAGCCUAUGCUGGGUAAUCCUAAUGUAAUUACAAAUUCGGGUGAUUGGAGGGGAGGUUGGAGAGGAAACGUAUGGUUUCUGGAUUGGAAAUAAUAAGCUGCUACUUUUGACUUUUCCUAAGUCUUUGGCAGACUAGUUUAGUUCCACUUUAGUGGACACUCUUGGGAGCCCUCCUUCUGAAGACCUCAUUAAUUUGGCUGCUUUGGUUCAUUUUGGGUGCGUAAAGAAAUACCCAUUCACAGGGAUGCCUGGGUGGCUCAGUUGGUUGGACGACUGCCUUUGGCUCAGGUCAUGAUCCCAGAGUUCUAGGAUCGAGUCCCGUCGGACUCCCAGCUCCACGGGGAGUCUGCUUCUCUCUCUGACCUUCUCCUCGCUCAUGUUCUCUCUCACUGUCUCUCUCUCAAAUAACUAAAAUCUUUAAAAAAAAAAUAAAUAAAAUAAAAUAAAUAAAUAAAAAGAAAUACCCAUUCACAGACGACUAUAAGUCUAAGGCUCACUUGAUGAGGAAGGAGGCAGUUUCUGUGCACCUGACUUCAGCAUAGAUAAGGACAGGGCAGGUUAGCUCCUCACUCUCGUCCACAUGCCUGAGAAGCCGGAGCAUUUCGUUCCUCCUGAGACUGUAAUGAAGAAAUCAAAAGAUGGCUUGAAGGAGGACAUAUCUUAAUCCCCAAACACUUCUUACUAAUGAACAAAUUGUAUUCAACGCACUGGUUUGGAUGGAACCAUCUGUUAGAAUACCCAUUAACCAGAACAGUGCCUGGUAUGGAUAGGGGCUGAGGAAACAUUUAUCAAAUGCCUGAAUACGGUCAUUGCCAAUUUGGGGAAGCAAUUGAUGAGGGAGAAAGAAAAUACAGACUGUAAUGUCAGACACACCUGGGUUCUAGUAUUGAUGCACGACUUACGGGGGUGACCUUGGUAUAAUCGAUGCUGUUUUCAGGUGUCUAUAUUCCCUUUUCUCAUUCAAAAACGAUAGUGGUUUAUAUCUCCUAGGCUUGUUUUGAGAAUUGAAUAAAAUACGGGGGUGGGGGGGGUGGGGAGGGGUAAGCCCCUGACAAAAUACCUGGCCCAUGGUGAGUGUUGAACAGAGGUUAGUUCGCCCUCCCUUCCUGCAUUUUACUGCUAUUGGACAGGGGUGGGGCUGUAAAUGACAGCAUCUGCACAGCUGCAAAUAGAAACCACUAGCCAAAACAGAAGCCCUGUGACAGGAGCCGAGAGGUUGCAUGGCUCAGGAGCCUGAGACAGCUCGCUCUAGAUUUUCCAUAAAUAUCUACGAAGGGGGUAUAGCAGUACGAAGUGCUAGAUGAGCAACUGUCAUUUAAACGAAAGGCCAGCCAGCUGGCUUGGGUUAUUCAGAGUGGCAGAGCCCACUGAAAUGAAUAAAACAUCCAGAUCUAGACAGCCUGCAUCAAACUCCUUUCCCCCCCCCCCCCAUUUAACCAGUGACAGGUAGAAGGCAUCAGGCAUGUUUUUUAGCAUUUUAUUGGGAUACUGUAAGCAAAUCCUCUGGGAUUGCAAGAAGUAUUUGGGAAAUUCAUCACCUUUCUGGGGUUAUACUUUUAUUUAGCCAAAUGAGGAGGUAUCUCUGUCUCCAGGACCCUUUAUUUAAGUUAAUUAACAAAUACUAACUUAUUUGUCAAACACUUUCCCUUCCAAAUUCGGUUGCUCUAUCAAUCUGCUAGAACUGCCAAGACUGGCUUAAAGAGCAAAAAUUUAUUUUCUCGUAGUUCUGGAGGCCGGAAGUCCAAGCUCAACAUGCCAUUAGGAUUGGUUUCUGGUGAGGCCUUUCUUCCUAGGAUAUAGACCAUUACCUUCUCACUGUGUCCUCACAUGGCCUCUUUUCUUAUCCAUGUGUGCUCAGAGAGAUCAAGCUCUGGUGUCUCUUCCUCUUCUUACAAGGACGUCAGUCCCAUUGGACCCAGGGCCACACCUCCAUGACCUCAUCUAACUUUACCUCCCCAAAUGCCCUGUUUCUCAAUAUAGCCCACCUAAUGGGUUAGGGCUUCAGUAUAUGAAUUGGAAGGGGUAAGGGCACAAUUCAGUUCACAACAGUUGCUUCUUUAUCUUAAACUACUUUCCAUCAAUUUUCCAGCCCCUUAUUUUUCUUUAUCUAAUAAUCUCCAUUACAGAGCAGUAUAUCAUUUUCUUAUAUACUUACCAGGUUUUAGGCACAUUUGCAAGAACUAAUCCAAACCAGUGGUUUUUCCCUUGUGCCCUAGUCUUUAGUAGAUGAAGCAGCUAAGGGGAGGGGGAAUGUGGCCAGGAGAAUAAUGACCUCCCCCCCACACACACACACACACAACGAUGUCCUCGUGCUAAUCUCCACAACAUUUGGAUACAUUAGGUUCCAUGCAUAAAGUUUGCACAUGGAAUUAAGGCUGCUAAUCAGCUGGUCUUAAAAUAGGGAGAUUAUUCUGGAUUAACCAGGUGGGUCUAGUCUAAUCACAUGAGUCCUUAACAGUGGAAGAGGGAGGCAGAAGAAGAGGUUCAGAGAAAGAGAUAGGAAAGUGGAAGCAGGGAGUGACAGGCGGUGUUUCUGGCUUUGAAGAUGGGGGCCACGAACCACAGUAUGUGGGUGGCCGUUAAGCUGGGAAAGCAAGGAAACGAAAUCUCCUCUAGAGCUGCCAGAAAGGAACAAUAGCCUUGCCAACACCUUGAUUUUAGCCCAGCAAGAGCCAUGUCGGACUUCCGAGCUACAGAACUGUAAGCCAGUGAAUCUGUGUUGUUUAAAGCCACUAAAUUUUAUGUGGCAAUUUGUUACUGCACUAGUAGAAAACUAAUACAGGGAGUCAGAGGUGGAGGGGAGAGGGUAGUGGUUAUGACUUGCGCCUAAAAUGCAUCAGGCAUGGAACUAGAGGAUUUAUACAUGUUUAUCUCUUAACACUAUUUGAGGCAGGUGUUGCAUGUUUUCUAGAUUAGGAAACUGAGACUCGGAGUUCAAGUAACUUUCCCAGAGACAUAUAGUAACCCAGUUAAUACAUGGGCCAUCUGGGAUUUCAAACCAGGUCUGCAUAGUCUGUUUGAAAGAAUAGUAAACUGUGUGAGUUAAGGGUACAUGAACACCCUGAGCCUCGGUUUCUUCAGUUGUAAAACUUGUAGAGACAAGUCAGGUUUAUGAGCUUUGUACGAAAAGCAAAUUGGGAAAUCACUAUCAAAAAAAACAUUGUAAAGUACAAAAUCCUUAUCGAUGUCAAGUUUGAUCUAGCUGUCAACACACCCAAACAUCCAUAUCAAAUGAAUGAUCUAGGACAUUGAGGGGGCUGGAGGGUCUUCUUAGACCUUACCUAAACCUUGUUACUUAGUGCCAGCAUUAACUAGGCCUCUUUAGGAAAAAUCUGCAUCCUAUUGUUGGGUGUUGGCUGCCUAGAAACAUGGCUUUGGCUGCAUCCUGAGUUAUUUCAGAGGCUGAAAAUUGCAGGUUAGUAAAAUCACUUCAGUAAUGGUAAGAGAAUUGAGGGGUAGUGUAAGCUUUUAGCCACCCCUUAUCAUCACAUCUGUUUGUCUUUGUUUACAUUUUAUACUACCAGUUAACACAAGAUUUGUUUAGCUAACAAUAGUAUUUGUUCGGGGGCACUUGAGUGGCUCAGUGGGUUGAGCCUCUGCCUUCAGCUCGGGUCAUGGUCUUGGGGUCCUGGGAUCGAGCCCCGUGUUGGGCUCCCUGCUCAGCGGGGAACCUGUUCCCCCUAUCUCUCUCUGCCUGCCUCUCUGCCUACUUGUGAUAUUUGUCUACCAAAUGAAUGGAUAAAAUCUUAGAACAAAACAAAACAAUAGUAUUUGUUCAAUGUAAGCAACUAUAACUUAAAUCCUGGGAUUUUAAUAAACUUACAUAUAACUCUGGUUAUUUAGGAAAUAAACUCUAAUCAAAAUUGUUUGGAGUAUUAUAGUGGUUCAGUUAUUACCUUCCACCAAAUAGAUGAAUAGACCUUUUCAAGUUACUUAGAUAUUAGAAUAUUGGUGAAGAGGGUUAGUAGUCCUGGCUAUUUGGUGACAUUUAGGAUAUUUAAUUCAAUUGAACGCUUUACUGAUAAAGUAGAGUCUCUUUAUGCAUAUUUCUGAAUCUCUUAGAGUGAGGUGACUGCAUUAUCCCAUCUGAAGACAGUUUUAUCUGGCCCUCAAUCCUAAAUAAGCUAGUUUACCACUUCUGAGCAUUUUUUUUACUUGUGGUUUAAUAAAAAUACCAGUGAAAAGUCUGGUGGAUCUAGACAUCAGACAUUUAUUGACCCUCAUUUUCUGAGAGCCUGACACUGAGAUUGUAAAGACGCAAAGAAUGCUUCUCUGCCCUCCAGAAGUUAACAGCCUGGUGAGCAAGAAGACAGACAUAGUAAGAAUUCAUUUUCACGAUGUGAAAAGUGUAAAACUUCUGGGGAAGCAGGCUUCAUGCUAGUACUUUUUAUUCCCACUUAAUAAAAAUAUGAGUUUUGUGGCAAGGGCUUUAAAAAAUAUUUUAGACUAUGUAAUCUAUGAUCAGUCAGCCCACCCUUAACUACCUCAUUUUGGUAAAUCUGAAGAGCCCUUUUAGGUGGUCAUUUAGCCCAUCCCAGAAUUCACCAUACACAUUAUUGUUGAAACCCACCCAAAUAACAGAGCCUCGGGGAAGAAUUUAACAGAAUGGCUAAACUCUCAGAAGUCAGAUUUGAGUCCAGAGCCAGGCUCUAACACAGUUUUAUGACCUGAAGUAAGUUAUUUUGCCUCUCUCGGUAUUAGUUUUCUCAUAUAUAGCAUGAGGAUAAUAAGUAUAACUUUUUCUCUUCUUCAAAAUAAACUAAGUUCCUCUAAGUCAGUUAAGUCCAUUGAUUAACAAGUCCAAGAUGGCACUACAAGAAAUAGUAUUGUAGAGUCGAUGAAAGAACUAUAAAGGUUGAUGGUAUGUUUGGUGUUUAUCCCAUAAUUUUUUACUAUAAUUGAAAGUUUCUACUUUAUAGCACUCACUGUUAAGUGGCUUUUGCACUUAUGCAUUAUGGAGUCGGUAAUAUUUGGAUAGAACAUGUCAAGAUUAUAGAGAUGGUGAGGGAGGAAACUUCUCAAAGUCCCAUCCAGUUUUGUCAUUUUAGAAUGUUCAAUUCUUCUCUGAUAAAAUAUGCACAUUCAUGUUCUUAUGUUUUUAGUGUACUUCACUUAACUUUGGUAGAAAAAUAAAAUUAGGGGGUGCCCGGGUGGCUCAGUGGGUUAAAGCCUCUGCCUUCAGCUGAGGUCAUGAUCCCAGGGUGCUGGGAUCGAGCCCCUCAUUGGGCUUUCUGCUCAGCUUCCUCCUCUCUCUCUCUCUCUCUCUCUGCCUACUUGUGAUCUGUGUCUGUCAAAUAAAUAAAUAAAUAAAUCUUUUUAAAAAAAGAAAGAAAAAGAAAAUUAGAAUAAGUAUAAAAUUAGUUGAAAUUUUCUUUCAAAUAAUUUUAGUAUUUUUUAAGUUUCAAAUUUGAUAAUUAAGAAAACAUACAUAAUCAGAUGUUCAUUAAACUUAUUUUAUUGGAUAAAAAAGUGAAACUGCUGAACAUUACAGAUUGAAGUAGCUUUAGUAUUUCAUGCACUUUUGUUCAUAAGUGAGAAUUUAAGCUGGAAACUAGCAGUGGUCUUGCAAAGUUAUUUCUAAUUAAAUUUAGUUUUCAUUAAUCUACAUUCUGACAGUUUUUGAUUAUUGACCUUUUUAAAGUAGCAUGAAAAAAUAUAUAUAUAUAUAUAUAUAUAUAUAUAUAUAUAUAUAUAUUGCCCAUCUUCUGUAUUUUUCUAGAAAGCCAACCUCUUUAGUUUGGAGAAGUUGUCUGUACUGAGGGAGUGAUAGUCACAGCUUGAUCUUGAAAUACUCUCUUCUUGCUUGAUGAUGAUUUAGAAUGGCAUUAACUGCUGUAACAAACCGCCACCUUUCACUUGCUUAAUGCUCACAUACCAGUCAAUGCAGAGCUUCCUGGUGGACAAAUGGCUUUUCUAUGCUUUGGCUGGUGACUUUGGUACCCCAGCUCCUCCUAACUCAUGGCUCCUCAUCUCCUUGGUCCUCAGAGUCCUCUGCCUUCAUUUAGCAGAUGAGGAAUAAGAGUAGAGACGGCACUCCAGGUCCUUAAAAACCCCUGCCCACAAAAGACAAGCAUCUGUUCUCUCACCUUGAUUAGCAGGACCUAGACACAGGCUCCCAUAAGGCUAGUCAGGGCAGGUAGUCUGCUUCUGGACAGCAACCUCCCGGUAACAACGCUGUGAGAUGGAAGGGAGGAUGUGAAGUUUGGUGGGCACUGCCAGAGGGAAUGUAAGAAGGUACAAAUAUACAACUUGAAAAUUCUGUGUUCGUUAGUAUCUAAUAGUCCAAUGUAUAAAUACAUGUUCUUGGAGGCCUUCUGUAUUCUGGAAUCCUAUCACAGUGAAAAACAGCAUCAGUUUUUAAGAGUUGCCCAAAACUGUAAUCUAUGACUGUAGAACAAUUUCUUUGUAUCAGCUCUGGAUCUGGGAUGUUUUCGCUCUGUACAGUAAUUGACAGCAAUUUAAAGGAUGUGAUUUAAAGGAUAUUAAAAAAAAGGGUAUAAUUUAUAUUUUCCAUGUUUUUCUCAGGAAUUUUCUUUUCAGUGUUCAUCUUUUACAGGUCUAGAGACGGCAACUUUUUCCCAAUACUAUGCAUAAGUAACAUGUUACGAUAACUUCAGAUUCUUAUAAUAUGUGAUAUCUGAGAUACAAAGGUUUUUUAAUUAGAGUUUUUAAUUUUCAAAAGAUAUAUAUUUUUUAUAUAAAUUGCCAUAAAUAUGUAAUAAAAAGAAGUUUAUCUUGAAGACCAUAAAGGGUUUGGAUGGGAUCCUGCUAAUAUUUGGUCAGAGUCCCACUAGAUUUCCAAAUGUUUAAUUACAAAAUAUGGAACUAUUAUUGUGAUAUUUACAGAGUUAAUUACUGAGAAAUAUCCAUUUUGAUUUUAGGCAUAUAUUUCCAAAAUUAUAUAAGAGGGAACUCCUUAUAUGUCAGUGGAAACAAACAGCUUAUGAUUUUCUCUUAAGCAUGUUUUAGAAUGAAUUCUUCUUAUUACUAAUUCCUAGUCAGCCUCAUAACCAGUGUCUGGCAAGAUUAUGUGCUGCCUCCCCAAGGUUUGGUAACUUUUUAAUAAUUUGAUUGACACGGUUCACUUUCUGUUCUUACCUUCCAAUUUGUUUUCUUUUUCUUUUUGUCCAAUUUGUUUUCAGUUGGGAUUCUUUUUUAAGUUUAAAACUUUUAUUGUCUUUACUACUUGCCAUUUAUGGCCAGCUGUAAAAUUUUCCAGCAAUUCCAAGAUACUGAUGCUAGAAACAGAUUGAAUUAACACAUAUUACUUGUUUUUAAUUUCUUGUUCAUAUGAAUAUUAUAUGCAUAGGAUUACCUCCCACCCCCCCCCAAAAAAGACAUUGCAAGUUAAUUGGUCACAUUAUUUUGCAACCUUAUCUUCAUCAUGAUAAAAUCAUAUAUGCACCCUUGCUCUAUUCAUGAUGAUAUAUAAAGUGACAUUUAUAAUGGAGUUUAACAGAAGAACCUCUUUCAUCAUCACAGACAGUUAUUAAGAAUGAAUUUCUUCAAAGCUAGUGUACUUUUUGUCUUUAAACCACUUUUCUCUUAAAGGCUGUCCUAAAUUUUAAUUUUGAAAGAAAGCAUUUUGCAUGCUAGGAGGGUAAGAAACAUAAGGAGGGUAAUUAUAAUGGGAUUUAAAUAAUUCACUUACAUUUCUUUGCCAAUAAAAUAAAGCAUGUUCUCUUAGGGCUUUUUUUAUAGGUCCUAAAAUAUGUCUUUCAAUUUACUAAUAUUAUGGAAGAAAGAAAACACAACACCGUCUUCUUCCUAGAUCGAAUAUUAGUGUUUCCCAACAACAGAUUUGGCAAACACUCAGAGGCAAGUAGUAUUGUGCUUUUUAGAUUUUCAAAUAUCUCUGAACUGCUGUUGAUUGCGCCCAAAUCAGGUCAGAUGCACUCUCUGCAGGAACAUUUGCCAGAGGUAGUAUAUGUUCAGAUGGAAGAUUUUUACAUUCCAUAAUCAGCCUCAUUUAUUCUCCAGACCUCUGAAUUUUUCAUACUAAGUAGGAGCAUCUCACUUUAUGAACCAUGGGUCUUUAUUAAUUAAACAGAGUCAACAGGGCUGAUUUAUUCUCUCUUCUCAGUUGAGCUACCAAGCACAGAAAUCAGAGAGAAAAUAUCUCUAAUACUAGAAUGUUCUCCAAGCCAGUAAAGCUGUGAUUAUCUCAUCAUACCGAUUAUGUCAAAGCUCUUUAGGCACCAUGCUCACCAGGACAUAAAAUUGAGUGGUAUACACCCAGCUGGCCCUGUUCCAGCAUCAAAGGAAGAAUUCCAAAUUUUUCUUGCAAUAAUCACAAAGUUCUAAUUAUUAAAUUAAAAAAAAAAAAAAAAACAGCCAUAAUCACUUACUGAAUAUGUACUCGUUGCCAGGCACUUCACCUGAGUUUUAGCAGCUUCGGGUUUUGUUUGUACAAAAGACCUAAGUAUGAAAUCUGUACUUGAAGCAUAAAAACCUUUGUUUAGUUUCCCUUUGUUAGUUGUUUUUUGUUGUUGUUGUUUGUUUAUUUUGUUUCCUAGUAAGUAAUUGUUGUAAUUGCACAUUUAGUGUUUGGGUGUGUGUUUUUUAAACAGAUACCAAGAAGUAUACUUUGAACAUAAGCUUAAUCAAUUAAUAUUUUAUGGUGUUACUUUUAAAUUUGGGAAAAGAUCAUAUGUAGAUUUGUUGAUUAAAAAAAAAAAAAGCGCUAAUGAAGUUUCUUGGCAAGGAUAACCUUCUCGGGGAACUUUCUCAUAGUCAUUGUUCAGAGUCAAUAACUACAUUUUUUUCCUUAGACAUUUUGCUUUGGCUUCGUUUACAUUAUAAAUUUAAUGGAAUGUCCAUAUCGAGGCAGUUACACUCGUUUAAGCAUAAGAAUACUGUUUUUCAAAAAGUCUGCUAGGAAAGUGUGCAGCUGAACUUGCCCCUCAGGUGGUUAUUCCCCUUCCCCUUCCUUCCCAACUUCCUAAUUAGGGGACAUGGGUGGUGAGGGAGACUUUAACAGUUUUGAAGUCUCUUCUUUGGACUAAGAUAUUAUAAAUGUGCUGGUAAACAUCAAAGUAAAUGUACCAAGAUUUUAAAAUUAGCAAAACCGUCUCAUCGAGUUUUUCCUUUUAGUUUUAAGCAGGUGCUUCAUUGCAGAACGAUGUGUCCUCAUUUCACCUUGCAGCGGCCUCCUGGCCCUCUUAUGGUACACUCAUUAGUAUUUCUUUAAAACCACUUUAAAUUUAGGCAGACUUCCAGCUUUCCCUACCCCCAGCCCCCAAGACCUUGAAAUGAAGUUAACCUGGGCAGAAUCCAGUGCUUUCGUAAGUUUCGCCUCCGUAAUAAGAAAUUCCAUUAAACCAUAAACCAUUUUAAAGAGAUAAUAGUAAUGUGGAUUACUGUCAAGAGAAGAAUGAUUCUUUGUACCACUUAACCACACUCUGUGCUUUUAAAAUUACAAAGAUGUUUGGGCCUUGCCAUCUUAAAACACCUUGAAUCCGUUUACCCCAGUAUGAAGCUAUCAGUGAUCUUCCAUGGAAAGAUAAAUUUUAAUAUUUAAAUGCAGGAGUUGAACAAUUUGUAUGGGGAGUAUGCAUUGAAUUUGGGAUAGAGGGUCAAAAACAAACCAAAUCACCAUUGACGGUAAAACUGCCCAUUUGUACGAAGUCCAACAUUUUCAGUUAUUGUCAUCAACAGCCAAUAAAGUAAGUGCAUUUUGUGAUAGUUCCCCAAUUGUGGUCUGUGGAAUGCUAGUCCCAUGUGUGCUACCAGGGGCAUGUUAGUUUGAAUAACACCGCGUACCCAUGGAGAGUCAUAGAACAUGUUAAUACAGUUAAGGCUUAGGGGAAUCCUGCAGUAAAAAUACCCGUUUAGCUCUAUUUAACCUAGUGUAUCUCAAACUUGUUUGAUCAUAGAAUUAUCUAAUUUACAUAAAAGUUACUAAAAACCCUUUAAAAACAUAUUUUGUAAAUAUUCUGUGAUUUAGGAGAAACUUUUAGACACACACCCCCCCCAAUCGUAUUCGAUCCUCCUAAGUGCCAACCCUCAGACAGACUCAAUCUAAGACACGAUACUACUUUCCAUGGUUGCGUUUGGAUAAGAUACCCUUGGGGGAAACUGAUCUAAAUGGAUGAGGGCAGUGGGGUAAGCCAGGGGAAAAAAGAGUAUCCAGGAAGAAGAAACAACUCAUCCUAAUUCUGGCAGCCACCUGUCCAACAGUCGGGAGCUGGGCAGAUAGUGGUGGAUUGAGGAGAUUCAUUCAGCUGGACUGAGGGGUGGAUAAGUCAGAGAAACAGCGUGCACCAGGUAGGGGCCCCGGUUGUGAUGUUUCAGCACUCCCUGAACAGGCCCUGUACCCGUGGUGUAUCCUUCCUUCCCUCUGCUUCUGUUCUUCCCCGAAAUGCCUCAUCAUCGAUUCUGAACACAUGGGAAGCCCCAUAAAUUCAGACAAGAAACACAAUUCCUGCCCUCAAGGAGCUUCUUAUGCCGUAACUUCUUACUUCUUUACUGAAGAUAAACAAGCACUUAUAAUAUUAGGAGUGUAGCAAGAGAGAAGGUCAGGCGCACAGAUUGGAGGAAUUUUGAGGGAGACGGUUCUUUGGAAUUAGUAGGAGUUAACUAGAUAAACAAAGUGGGAGGGAGGAAAAGACUGUGGCUGAGAAGAAAGUAUUGUUGAGGCAGGUAAGAAAAAAAUCAAGGUAUUUCCUACUGUGGAGUGUGUAUUUGAUCCAGAAGGCAUGGGUUGGUACUGAAUUUUUAGCAGGUGAGCCACAAUAGAUGAUUUGUUCUCUUGGCUGGAGUAGAGAUUGAAUUCACAAAGAACCAGAACAGAGAGAGAGACAAGCAAUUUGAGUGACCCAGGCUAUAGCACUGGAAGAGGGGAGGAGGUCAGAAAACCCCACAGAGAUUUCAGGAAGACAGUCCCAGAACUUGCUGACUGAAUUUCGGGUAAGGAAGGAGUGAAAGAUGACACAUUCUCCCACAUUCCUUUUUACCAAAGAAGAAAGAAAGAAGUGGGCAUGGUUGAACCUUAAAUCUUAGCCCAAGAAUUUUUAAAACUAGUGGAUGGCGUUCCAGUUGCUUCCUGUCCCAAGGGGCUGUCGUAGGGAGGAAGCAGUGUCCCUGGGAUCAGGACGUACGUGGACGGGUGGAAGAACAGGCAGUCUUUGAGAUUGUAAUUGCAUUCCUUGU
Messenger RNA from Mustela lutreola (European mink), 19247 nucleotides. It is a transcript of the gene STXBP4, whose product is annotated as syntaxin binding protein 4. Bases 282 to 1853 code for a protein of 523 amino acids. The record is from RefSeq and is a predicted model, not a curated record. Gene Ontology annotation, cellular component: cytoplasmic vesicle. Gene Ontology annotation, biological process: regulation of insulin secretion involved in cellular response to glucose stimulus; insulin receptor signaling pathway. The transcript has 18 exons. Lineage: Eukaryota; Metazoa; Chordata; Mammalia; Carnivora; Mustelidae. Gene Ontology annotation, molecular function: syntaxin binding.